Molecule: messenger RNA, 1499 nt
Organism: Seminavis robusta
Lineage: Eukaryota; Bacillariophyta; Bacillariophyceae; Naviculales; Naviculaceae
Source: the annotation of a GenBank genome assembly
UCUGGAACUGUGGAGACCGUACAAGCUAUUACGGGUACCAUUACAAGUCUGUAGCUACUCGUACUGUAGCAAGGCCGGAGCGACAUGACAACAUCCACCUUCUUCCCAACUAGGUCUAAAAUUACUUUUGGUGUUUGCUAUCCUCCUCCUCUCGCUGCCGAUCAUUUGAUAAACAAGGCAAGAUUACAAGAAAUGAGUACUAGUAUUUUAAUAGAGAGGGCAGGUGAUGGAAGUUCCAUUAUCAAUCAAAUGAAUGUUCAAAGCUGGCACAGUCGUUCUCACUUCUUUCGUUUUCCAUUUUCCAUUGCUUCCAUUUAUCGUUUAAACACAGUCUACCCGUUGUUGAUUGAUGCUGAUUUGAUAUAGCCGUCCAUUGAACCAUGUCGGACAUUCAAGCAAAGAUCGAUGAGCUCGAGGCCGAGAUGGCCAGAACUCAGAAGAACAAGGCCACGAAUUAUCACUUGGGAACCCUAAAAGCCAAGAUUGCCAAGCUCAAGUCGGAGCUGAUCAACGGUCCAGGAGGAAAGUCUGCUGGAACUAAAAAUGCCGAGCGUGGUUUCGAUGUGACCAAAUCAGGAGACACUCGGAUUGGACUCGUCGGAUUUCCAUCAGUUGGCAAAUCGACUCUGUUGACGAGUUUGACUGGAACCAGAAGUGAAGCUGCGGCUUAUGAGUUCACCACAUUGACCUGCAUUCCAGGAACUAUGAAGUACAAAGGAGCACGGAUCCAAGUUCUAGACUUGCCAGGAAUCAUUGAGGGAGCCGCUGAUGGACGUGGUCGUGGUAGACAGGUCAUUAGUACUGCCAGGACCUGCAACCUCAUUCUCAUUGUCUUGGAUUCGGCCAAACCCGUGACACACAAGAAGAUUAUUGAAGCAGAGCUCAACUCCUUUGGCAUUCGAAUCAACCAAACGCCUCCAGCUGUCAAAUUCGUCAAAAAGGAAAAGGGAGGCAUUGGCUACCAAGAGAUGGUAGCACAGACCAAGGGAAUGUCUGCAGAUGCCGCUCGAGUUGUCUGCAAAGAAUACAAAGUAUCAUGUGCAGAAAUCAUCUUGCGGGAAGACAUCACUGUGGACCAGUUUAUUGACGUACUUGAGGGGAAUAGAGCCUACGUUCCGGUUCUCUAUGUGUUCAAUAAGAUUGAUUCUAUCACCAUCGAAGAGCUCGACAUUCUGGAUCAAAUGCCCAACUAUGUGCCCAUUUCGUCUCAGCACAAGUGGAAUCUAGAAGAGCUGAUGGAAGAAAUCUGGAACCGGUGCAGUAUGAUUCGAAUCUACACCAAACCGAAAGGCCAAAUCCCAGACUAUGAUGCACCCGUCAUUCUGCAUUCAGAGAACCCCACUGUGGAGGAAUUCUGCAAUCGAUUGCAUAAAGGAAUCAUGGCGCAAUUCAGUCAUGCCCUAGUGUGGGGACGAUCUGCCAAACAUCAACCACAAACCUGCGGAAGAGAUCACGUCUUGUGCGAUGAGGAUAUUGUACAGAUCUGUAAAAAGGUUUAG